Messenger RNA from Mercurialis annua (annual mercury), 3644 nucleotides. RefSeq lists its product as uncharacterized. Gene Ontology annotation, molecular function: cysteine-type peptidase activity. The transcript has 10 exons. The record is from RefSeq and is a predicted model, not a curated record. The coding region runs from base 1 to 3429 and encodes 1142 amino acids. Lineage: Eukaryota; Viridiplantae; Streptophyta; Magnoliopsida; Malpighiales; Euphorbiaceae. Gene Ontology annotation, biological process: proteolysis.
AUGGGUAAAAAGAGGGCUGGUCGUAAACCGGAAAGUAGCAGUUCAGUGCUCGAUUCUGGUUCUGAUACGUCGGACCGUGAAACUGUUGGCAAUGAAGCCAUAUCCCGGCAUCCUGAUGAUGUUGUUCCCGCUGCUGAAACUACUGGAGCAGUCGAGUCCUCACAUGUUGACAAUAGUGAAGUGGAUUUGUCGCAGCAAAUUCCAAAUGUUGAUGUGAAUGAGACUGUUGCGCAGCCUAGCGUAUUAGACAUUGCUAGGGAAGCAGUGGAGUCGCUUCGAAGAUCUCCUAGACCAACGCUAACAAAAGCUAUGAUAAUUGAAAGUCGGCUGAAAAGUGCUGCGGCUGCGAAUGUUAAACAAACUCCUGAAGCAAAAGUUGUUCAAUCUGAUUCACAACAAACUGUUGAACCAUUAGUGAAUCCGGCUGGGCGAUCUUCGAAGCGUUCAAAGAAGGGUGGAGCUUCUUCUAUCGUUGCUGAAAUGGCUAAGCUGAAGGCGUCGUAUGCUGGCAAAAAAACAGUUAAGCAUGUUUCAUUUGAAAUUGCGAAGAAUGAUAGCCAUGUGGAAGAAGCGGCUGCUCCUGUUAAAGAAGUAAAAAAGAAACCUCCCGUUGCUGCGAAGAGGAAAGUUGUAUUUGAAUCAACGGCUGAUGAUAAGGGCGCUGAUAAAAUUGCUAAGAAAUCUCCUAAAUCGCCUAUUAAGAAGAAAACUGAUAAGAGUAACGCUGGUGCUAAGAGAAAAGCUUCUGCUGAACCUUCUGAACUUGAAGAAGUAUUGGCCGAGACAACGAUUAAGUCAGCUAAGACUAGAUCAGCUUCUGCUUCUUCAAAGAAGAAACCUUCCACUGCAACUCAUGAACCUGAAAAGGUUUUGAAUGAUGCUUCGAAAGAGAUGUGGUCUCUUCGUUGGAAACUUGAAGAGAUUCCUACGACAAGGGUUGAUCAUUGCAUGAAACAUAAAGUUGUUGAUAAAUUGAAGAGCCACUUGACUGAUUCGCAGCUGGAAAUGUUUCGAGCGACUUGUUUUGGUUUUGUGCUGGAUAUGCCUUCGUGUAAUUUUCAAGGUCAGGUUGUACAUUCUAUGUUGGCAAGGCAGUUUGAUAAUGCUGGAGAAAAUGAGAUGUGGUUUGCUGUUGGCCAAUUAAAAGUUCGAUUCAGCAUUGAGGAGUUUGCUAUAUUGACCGGUUUAAACUGUACGGGUGAAAUUCAGAAGGUCGGGUUUGAAGAUGGUGCCAAUCAUUUCGCCGAAAAGUAUUUUGGUGGUUUGUCGAAACUGAAUAGGCAGUCUGUGGCUGAGUGUUUUGCGUGCAAGCGGUGGCAGUCCGAUGAAGACGCUGUAAAAAUUGCAUUUUUGUAUGUAUUGGAACUUUAUUUCCUGUGUGCACUUGACUCAAAUCUCAUUGAAGCUCAUCACUUGGAUGUUAUAGCUUCGGAAGACUACAACUCUUACCCGUGGGGUAAAGAAAUUUUCUAUUACACGCUGAAGUCUUUUAAAAGUAAGGAUCUUACGAAGAAGUUUAAGAAUGAAGGGUACUGUAGAUUGCUCGGUUUUCCAAUUAUUCUACAGUUUUUGUUCUAUGAGUGUUUUCCUACUGUUGAUGGCAAGAUAUGCACUCUUGUCGGUAAUAAAGUGCCGAGAUGCUUGAAUUGGAGUUCAAGUAUUACCCCUACAGUGGAUGAUCUGCAAAGUAAUUUUUAUAAUCAAGGAUCGGAGCUACGGUUUGAAAGAAUUUUGCCUACUGCUGAAGAAAAGAGGAUUUUAAUGCUGGAUGGUUUUUUCUCUGGAAAGAGGAAGGCGAGUAGGCGGAAUGUUCAGAGUUCUGUUGAUGAGGAGGUUCCUGUUUUCAAUGAUGCAGCAGUUUCUUCUUUGUUGUCUGCAUCAACAAACAAUCAACAGGAAAUCAACAACAUGUCUAAGAGGGUUGUUGAUGUUGAAAAGCAACUUAAAGUUGUUAUUUCUGAUAUGUCUGCUAUGAAGAAUGAAAUAAAGACAUAUCAUGUUGAUAUGGAGAAGGGUAUGGCUGAAAUUGGAGGUGUUUUGAAGGAUCUUGUCAGCAAAAUGGAACGUCAUUUUGCAAAAUCAGAAAAUAUUACGCGUGGCGGCGAUAAAGGUGAUGAUGGUGAUGCACGUGACCUGUCUGGUUCUUCGUCUGAAAGUGAGGACGAUAACAAGAAAAAUGACUAUGAGCUUAAGAAGGCUGAAGCGACUUCUGUUGUGUCGAAUGUUGAUGGGAAAACUAAGGAUGUGUCUGCUCAAGAUUGUGGAGCAAAUGCCGAAAAAGCUGAUGAAGAUACUGGUAUGGCUGAUGCAAAUCCAACUCAUUUUUUGGAUUCAGAUGAAAUCUUUAGUGAUUCUGUGAUUGCUACAUUGGAUGAAACAGUUGCGUCCUUAUAUAAGAGUCGUGAUAUUGCUUCUUUAAUUGAAGCUGGUUGCAAACCUGAUGGGACUGCAUUGUCUUUUAAUGACGUUCCUUGCCCCUUCCUCAAUAGUGAUUACACUGGUUCAGAUGCGUUUAGAGAUGUUGAAAUUUUUAACUGGAUUGAGAAAGGGUGGAAUAGUAAACUCUGUUGCCUUACCGGUAAAUAUUCUGUAAUCAAUCCUCCUUUGGAAGUUGGCGGUGAUGCACUUACAAAAAAGAUUUUUUUCCAUACUUUGAAUUUUUGCGGUGGCGAACUGUCUACUUCCCAUAUCGAUGUUAUUUUUUACUACUUGAGGAAGAGGAUUAAAUUGAUGAAAGAGAAGAAAAUUAAAUUUUCAACUACGGACAGCUGUUUCAGCCAGAUUUUAGUGUCAGAAUAUCAAUCUUGGAAGGCAUCUGGUUCACCGAAUGUAUUUAAAGUUGGGGCUGGAAACACCCUUUUUGUAUACUUUUCGGGAGGAGUCUGCCGUUACGGUAAGCCUUGGAAAGAUGUUGAUGAACUUCUUUGCCCUUUGCUCGUUUUAGAUCCAAAUCAUUGGAUACUUGUGCGGGUAAAUUUUGAAGAAUGCAAGGUGUAUGUUUACAACUCUUACAAGACUGAGAAGAUUGAAAAGAAUAUAGAACUUGUAAUAGGAGCUUUUACAGAGUACCUUCCUUUGUUUUUGAAACAAACCAAGUUCUAUGAUUUGAGGAAGGAAUCUGUAUCAUUUGCGCUAUCUUCGAGCUACGACAGCAGAUACAGUUCAUUUUCUUUUCACAAUGUUUCUGAUUUGCCAACUCAAGUUAAGAGUGAUUGCGGGGCGUUUAUUUGCUUGUUUGCUGAGCGUUUGAUUGAUGGCAAGCGUAUUCCUUCAUCAUUUUCUGUAGAAGAAAUGGAAUUGUAUCGAAACCGGCUUUGUCAUGGCCUGAUUACAUAUGGGAGAUGGAAGUUGGAAACCAAUUACAUAAGUGAGGAUGAAGGAACAGUGAAGCUUCGAAGAGAACUGAACAAGGAUCCUGCUUUGAAAUAGUUAGUUGAAUUUGUGAAUUCUUGUGUUGGUUUUAGUGUUUUUAGUUUGUUAUUGUUUUUACGAAUGAUUUUUAUUUUUAUUUGAAUUACUGAUGUUAUCUUUUAUAUUAUUUUGAGGACAGGAAUGUUAAUUUGUUUAUCUAAUUCAGUUUAUUUGAAUUUGUUGUAUUUCUGUUCUUCAUCAUAAGUAUUAUCUACAACAUAUCAACAUAAUGU